GUCCUUUGAGAAUUUCAUGCCAAAACCAAUUGUUCGGAAAGGAAAUGAAAAGUGGAGAAAAACAGAAGUUACAGAGAGAUAUGGAUUUCAUCACUCUGUUUCUCGUUGUCUCUGUAUUCUUCACUGCUUCAGCUAAACAAAUGGAGUCUAAUGUGAGCCGAGGCUCUUCUCUAACACCCACCACAAACUCAACCUGGUUGUCACAUUCUGGUCUCUAUGCCUUUGGAUUUUACAAGCGAGGCAAUGGAUACGCUGUCGGGAUUUUUAUUGCUGGAAUUCCUGAGAAAACUGUUGUCUGGACUGCAAACCGUGAUGACCCACCUGUCUCCAGCAAUGCUACCUUGCGUUUCGCAAGCGAUGGCAGGCUUGUCCUUGAAUUGGCACAGGAGCAGGUAGCCGUCGUAGCUGAUUCUUCUGGAUCUGCUUCCGCUUCCAUGCUUAACUCCGGCAAUUUUGUCAUCUAUAGUUCCAAUCAAGGAAUAAUAUGGCAGAGUUUUGAGUACCCGACCGAUACAAUUUUACCUAGCCAACGUCUCUUAGCAGGUAAUGAACUGUUUUCUAGUAUUUCAGACACGGAUCACUCAAGGGGUAUCUGUCGUCUGAAGAUGCAAAAUGAUGGAAACCUUGUUCAGUACCCGGUGGAUACUCCAGACACAGCUCCAUAUUCUUACUAUUCGAGUUGGACAGAUGGCUCUGGAGAUAACGUGACGCUAAACUUGGAUGCUGAUGGCCAUCUCUACUUGCUAAACGAUACUGGUAUCAACAUUAAGAAUCUAACGGAUGGAGGAUAUCCUACAGAAGAAACUAUUUACCUCGCGAGACUUGACGCUGAUGGAAUAUUCCGGCUAUACUCGCAUAAUCUGAAACAGAACGGAAACUGGUCAAUUGUAUGGCCAUCUUCACCCGAUGAGUGCAAUCCUAAGGGUCGUUGCGGAUUAAAUGGCUUUUGUAUUUCAAACGAUCUAAAGGCUGUCUGUGUAUGUCUUCCGGGAUACAAAAUGGUACAACAGGGCAACUGGACUGCAGGCUGCGAGAGGAAUUUCACUGCAGAAAGUUGCGAAAAUAAAAACAUGCAAGAAGUGCCUAACACUAUUUGGGAAGAUGUUUCAUAUUCUGUUCUGUCAGUACCAUCCAAAGAUUCUUGCAAACAAGCCUGUUUGGAGGACUGUAACUGUGAAGCUGCGCUAUUCAAAGACAGGUUGUGCCGAAAACAAAGGCUUCCAUUGAGAUAUGGGAGAAGGCAACUGACUGAUUCAAACAUUGCUUUCAUCAAGGUAAGUACAUCUACACCGUCUGCACCCACUACUCAAAAUGGAAAUAUGCCGAAAGAAAACAAGAAAAAGGUUCGAGUGUACAUCCUAAUUAUCAGUGCUUCAAUUGGUGUUUUAGGAUGCAUGAUGUUGGUAAUUUCCGGAAUUGUGCUUUACAAAAACCAUUUCCGGUAUAGUAAAAUCUCUUGUAAUGGAACUGUUGAACUCAGUGACGAUUUUGCUCUGCGAUCAUUCACUUAUUCUGAACUCGAACAAGUGACGGAUGGUUUCAGGGAAGAGGUUGGUAGAGGAUCAUUUGGGGCAGUUUAUAAAGGGGCAAUAUCGAAUGGCCAGAAGAUUGUAGCUAUCAAAAGACUAGAGAAAGUGUUGGCUGAAGGGGAAAGAGAGUUUCAGACUGAGAUGAAAGUUAUUGGGAGAACGCAUCACAGAAACCUAGUUCGUCUGCUCGGGUAUUACCAUGACGGAAAUCAUAGGCUUUUGGUAUACGAGUACAUGAGCAACGGGUCACUUGCAGAUAUACUCUUCACACCAGAAAAACAGCCUUGUUGGAAUGAAAGAAUGGGAAUUGCUCGCAAUGUAGCAAGAGGAAUUCUUUAUCUCCAUGAAGAGUGCGAGCAACAGAUUAUUCAUUGUGAUAUAAAACCUCAGAAUAUCCUCAUGGAUGAGUACGGAUGUGCAAAAAUUUCUGACUUUGGAUUGGCAAAGCUACUGAAGCAAGACCAAACCAAAACUUUUACCGGCAUCAGAGGGACAAAGGGUUAUGUUGCACCAGAGUGGCAUCGAAAAUUGCCCAUCACAGUGAAAGCAGAUGUUUACAGUUACGGUAUUUUACUCUUGGAGAUCAUAUGUUGUCGAAAGUGUGUGGACUGGAAUCUAACUGAAGAAGAAGCCGUUCUUGAAGAAUGGGCCUACCAUUGUUUUGAAGCUAGAGACCUUGCUAAAUUACUUGGGGAUAAAGAAGAGGUUGACAAAAAACAAGUGGAGAGAAUGGUUAAACUGGGACUUUGGUGCGUUCAGUAUGAACCAGCACUCCGACCCUCAAUGAAUAAGGUUAUGCUUAUGUUGGAAGGGACUGUAAAUAUUCCAAUUCCUCCAAGCCCUAACUCUUUCCUAAGUGCGAUAUAGGCUCUCAAGUGAUUGGGCCUCAUAAUUUGUAUAACAAAGUUGUUAAGUUGUUGUAUGCUUCAUUUUUAUUUUUAUUUUUUAAUUUGUGAGCUUUAUAUUCAUAUGUUGCAUGUACAAGUCUCCUCGAUGCUCUAUUUUUUUGGUUGUAUGUUCUCUGAAAAUAAAGUUGGAUAAGUGGUUUUGGCUGCAUACCAAAAGUACUGUA
Molecule: messenger RNA, 2601 nt
Organism: Alnus glutinosa
Lineage: Eukaryota; Viridiplantae; Streptophyta; Magnoliopsida; Fagales; Betulaceae
Product: G-type lectin S-receptor-like serine/threonine-protein kinase LECRK3
Exons: 1
Coding region: 45-2396 (783 amino acids)
Biological process (GO): recognition of pollen; protein phosphorylation
Molecular function (GO): protein serine/threonine kinase activity; ATP binding
Source: RefSeq, a predicted model, not a curated record